AGGCAGUGAACGGACACUGAUGUUAUGAACAUGUGGCUAAGAGAAGGUUCAGAAAACAAGUAGCAACAAUAUUCCUGUGUGAGGCUCAGUCAUUUCAUUUUUAUUUUUUGAAGAUGCAACAUCCUAAAGGUGUAUAUAGAAAACAUGUUGAUCCUGAAGCAUUGAUUGAAGCUUCUGAGCUAUUUGUGUAAUCUUCUCCUGAAGUUCUCGGGUAGAUUUGGCCUUUCCAUUGGGAAUUUAACAUCUCAUACAAAGUUAAAGACUUUUAUUUGAGUUUGGUAGAAUUCUAUUUCAAAGAAAAACAAGACUCUCUGCUAAGUGGAUGACAUCAUGCUCCAUUUGCACUCCAUGACAUCAAACUCCAGAUCAAAGGAUCAAAAGGAAAUUGAGCAAUAACAUUCUCUCAAAAGUCCUUAAAUAGGACACCAGCAUGCACUCAGUAUGUCUCAGAACUGUGCAACUGUAUAGGAACACACCACGAGCCAUCCUCUAGACAAAGAUUUGACACGUUCAGUGUAUGCAACAAAACACAAACACAAACCCCGAUCGAAUAGAAAAAAAUAUCAUUCGACACUGUAAGACCGAAGAAAAGAGAAAUGCAACAUAUGCAGCAAAAUCUUGAUCCCCAGGAAGGGACCUCGUCGGCCGCUGUUCACCCUAAGCAGCAAAACCCAAACCAAAGAGGGAAAAACAAGGCACCAAAUGAGGGGACUCCAUCUGAUGCUGCCAAACCAAAGGGUGCAAACCCAAACCCCAGACCCAGAAACCCUGGACCCAAUCGAGGGCCUUGGCCACAUCAGCCCAAUGCCCACUUUAAACCCAAUAAUGGGCCUGGGCAACAUUGGCAAAAUCCACGGUUUUUGCCAAGACAAGGGCCUUGGCCACAUCAGCCCAAUGCCCACUUUAACCCCAAUAAUGGGCCUGGGCAACAUUGGCAAAAUCCACAUUUUUUGCCAAAACAAGGGCCUGUGCCACAUCAGCCCCAUCCUGACCAUAACACCAACGAUGGGCCAUCUCAGCCACAGCCUCACUUAACACCAAAUGAUGGCAGUCGUCCAUACAAUGAGACUGAUGAACUGGGUGCGCUGAGAUUCCACCUGCAGGAGGCUCAGAACAUGUGCAAAACCAAUCUUUAUAAAAUGACAGCUGCAAACCACAAAGCUGCUGCAGCUAAAACUCAGAAAGAUUGGCUUCGCUUUCAGCUACAGUGCUGCAGAGGAAACGCUCAAAAAACCAUCCUUGAGCUCCAAAAACAGCUGGAAGAGUCUCGUAGAAAGACACCCGAGGAGAACUUCACCCCUGAGGUGAGUGAGGCUCCUGUUGAAGACAGCAACACAGCUGUCACAGCUGCAGAGCUGAGUGUGGAUGCUUCAACACAAACUGCAGAAGCUCCACACACAGACUCUACAGAUGUGAAAACCGAUCGAGAAGCUGAGUUGGAGAUCCAGUGCAAAAAACAGCAAGAAGAGAUCGAACAACUCCGUGAGCAGCUCCUCAAAACUCAAAAGACUCUAGAAGAGGAAGUUGCAAAGCGUGAAGAUCAGGAACAAAGAGCCAACUGUGAGCUCACUGAGCUGAAAGACAAACUCAGCACCAGUGAGGCUCUUUGUGAAAAAAAUGAUUUGAAGGCACAAAACUUAAAAGAAGAGCUGGAGAAAACCAAAGCUUCCCACCUGGAAAUCGUGGAGAAGCAAAAUCUGGGGAACACAAAAAUCUGCAACCAACUCCGGCAAACAGAAGAAGAAAAGAUCUCACUUCUGGAGUUUUUGCAGUAUCUGCAAGAGACAACCAAACCAGAAAGUCCAGAGGCCCGAGAAGACAAAGUGCCAAAAGAAAAACCAAAAAAGAAAACGAAGCGCAACUGGUUUUUGAGACUAUUCACUUAAGUGACUUCCACUCCGUCUCCUAUAAAAUCACAGUAAUAUACAACUAAAUAUUAACAGUCACUUCCAGUGCCUAAACAUCCAUUUAAAAGCAUAUUUGCUUUAAUAUUUAGUUGUGUAUAACUUUGUCAUCGGUUCCACCACCCCCAACCGGUCGCGGCAGAUGGCCGCCCCUCCCUGAGCCUGGUUC
Molecule: messenger RNA, 2073 nt
Organism: Oreochromis aureus
Lineage: Eukaryota; Metazoa; Chordata; Actinopteri; Cichliformes; Cichlidae
Product: RNA-binding protein 33-like
Exons: 2
Coding region: 597-1886 (429 amino acids)
Source: RefSeq, a predicted model, not a curated record